Molecule: messenger RNA, 459 nt
Organism: Thelazia callipaeda (thelaziosis nematode)
Lineage: Eukaryota; Metazoa; Nematoda; Chromadorea; Rhabditida; Thelaziidae
Source: the annotation of a GenBank genome assembly
AUGAAAGGCCCCCCUCCGAAACGCAAUUUACCGAUUCCCCCUGGAAUAAAGUCGGAGGAAGCCAGUUCAGUUCAAGUUAUUGAUGAUUCACAAUAUGAUGAACCUGGAAUUCCAUCUGAAAUGAGACGAUAUUAUGAAGGGCUUGUAUCAUCCAGACGGCGUUCGAGAUUAUUCAACAACAGCAACAACAACAACAAUAAUAAUAAUAAUAAUAAUUAUGAAAUUUCCACAUCUCAGCAGUUACGUACGACGGGAAAUGGUAUAGGUCGGAAUGUACGCUCUCUUGGUGAAGAGCAAUCUCCUUCUUUUUGGGAUGAUGGAACUAGGCAAAUGCUGCUUCAGAAUCCUGAAACUGGCAGUUAUUACAUCCCCAUCAGCUCUGGUGAUUUCUUCGUCAUCUUUUUUUUCUUUGUCAAACGCAUUACAAAUAAACCUUUUUCAAGGAAAAAAUAUGAGUGA